Molecule: messenger RNA, 490 nt
Organism: Dothidotthia symphoricarpi CBS 119687
Lineage: Eukaryota; Fungi; Ascomycota; Dothideomycetes; Pleosporales; Dothidotthiaceae
Exons: 2
Coding region: 125-409 (94 amino acids)
Source: RefSeq, a predicted model, not a curated record
GUAUUCGUUUGAGCUAGCGAAAUCCCGAUGACAAGGUCACCACACAGUCAGAAAGCUAUUGAACUAAGUCCCACUCACAUUCUCAUAAGAUGCACCUACGUGCUCAUGAUAUCAUCUCAGCCGUAUGCGUAGCGCUUUGCAGUGCAAAUUGUCUACCAUCCACCACCACCAGUGUCUCCACCACCCCAGGAGUCCUCGCCACCAGCUACCGGAGCAGCAUCGCCGGAGGCACCCCAACCACCCGAAGCCUCAACCGGGCCACCGCUACCCAUUCCGUCCUCGGCGAUCGGUUGCUUGCAACGCUGUAAAAAGGAUACCAUCAGACUUACAUCGCGAGAGAAAUGGCCGGUCUCGUUGCACUUCCUGCACUCAACCCCCUCAGCGGAGCGCGGCUCGGGACACUCCUUAGACAUGUGACCCUCCUGCUUGCAGUUCUUGCAGGCGUAAGGGUUGACACGCUCCUUGGGGCAGUCGCGUGCGCGAUGGCCCU